This is a messenger RNA of Daphnia carinata, 1067 nucleotides long. Its product is annotated as ATP-dependent RNA helicase vasa-like. The record is from RefSeq and is a predicted model, not a curated record. Gene Ontology annotation, molecular function: heme binding; oxygen binding. The transcript is spliced from 4 exons. NCBI's taxonomy places the organism in Eukaryota, Metazoa, Arthropoda, Branchiopoda, Diplostraca, Daphniidae. The coding region runs from base 68 to 892 and encodes 274 amino acids.
AGUCAAUCCGACACAACCCAGCUUGGUGACUAGCUAAUUCAUCAAGUAAAAUUUUCAGAGUUCCCAAAUGACUUGGUUAAUUUUAGGUUUUUGUGCUCUGUUAUCGCUGGCGGCUGGUGAGAAUCCUUUCGGUGAUCGAUAUUCGGGAGGAAUUAGUCCUGGAUAUGGUGGAACGGGAGGGAUGGGAGGGAUGGGAGGAAUCGGUGGGGCCACCGGAGGGUACGGAGGGACCACUGGAGGUUAUGGAGGGUAUGGAGGAACAAGCGGAAGCACAGGAUGGACGGGAUCGCCUUACCAUGGAACAACAGGUGGCCCGUUUGUAACGACGACUACUGUGACGACCGUACUCGACUUGAGCACUGGAAUAACCAAAACUUUCCAUUCGUCAAGCAAUCGCCCUGGCGCUGACAAAUUUAAUUAUGGAGGUGAAAAUCGGAUGAUGGAGGGAGGUGGUGGUGGCUUCUAUAAUGUCUUAAGUGAAAACGAUAUCGCCAUGCUGAACAAUAGCUGGAAUAUCCUGAGAAAACGCAGCGAUUUCGCACCCAAAGUUUUUGUGAGAUAUUUCAAAUCAAAACCCGAAGCUCAAAAGCUUUUCCCUGAAUUUGCUAAUGUACCCCUCACUGAUUUGCCAAAUAACCAUGACUUCCUUAAUGCAGCCUACUCCUGUGUGGCCAGUUUAGAUUACAUCCUGCCCCAUCUCAAAUAUGCACAUGCUGAACGAUGCCCUGCACUACUUGAACUGAAGGAUAAGUACAACAAUAUUGACCUCAAGAAAUUUGGACCUAUCUGGAUGACGGCCAUGCAAGAAGAGAUGGGCAACGCGAUGACUAACGAAGUUCGUGACGUUUGGAAGAAAGCCAUUGUUGCUUUUACCGACUAUUCUUCACAAUAAAUAAAUAGUUUAUAUUUUUGUUUACUUUUCAACCUUUUUGGUGAAAUUUUGGGACCGUAUAGAUCAUCGCAUAUUAGGGAUAAUUGGCAUUGUUUUCGGCUGCUAUACAAGCCCUUAUGUAUCGAUAGAUUAUUUUAUUUUGCUCGUGCAAUUAAUAAAUACAUUCUUCAAUUAC